This is a messenger RNA of Chroicocephalus ridibundus (black-headed gull), 5191 nucleotides long. RefSeq names its product GEN1 Holliday junction 5' flap endonuclease (gene GEN1). Gene Ontology annotation, biological process: regulation of DNA-templated transcription. The record is from RefSeq and is a predicted model, not a curated record. Gene Ontology annotation, molecular function: DNA-binding transcription factor activity; four-way junction DNA binding; 5'-flap endonuclease activity. Gene Ontology annotation, cellular component: nucleus. The coding region runs from base 256 to 3120 and encodes 954 amino acids. Lineage: Eukaryota; Metazoa; Chordata; Aves; Charadriiformes; Laridae. The transcript is spliced from 15 exons.
GGGGCUCUGGAGCGGGCGAGUGGGAUUGGGGGUUUCGUCUCUCUUCCUUUGCUCUGCCGCGGGACUUAGCGGCUGGGCCAGCUCGGGUUUCUCUGAGCCUUUCGGGGCUCAAACCGGGAUGUUUGGAUGCCUUUUAUUAGCCUCCCCUGUGCGUCAGGGAAAUUGAUCAUCAAUUGAUGCUUAGGACGAGUGGCCUAGAUGAAUGGACAUCUAGUAAGCUAAAAUCUUCAUGCUGACACCGAAGAAGCUAGAACAAUGGGAGUGACUAAUUUGUGGCAAAUCCUUGAGCCUGUGAAGCAACCUGUCAACUUGAGCAGUCUCAAAGGAAAAACACUGGCUGUUGAUUUAAGUCUGUGGGUUUGUGAAGCACAGACUGUUAAAAAGAUGAUUGGAGUAGUUACCAAGCCACAUCUGAGAAAUCUAUUUUUUCGAUACUCUUUCUUGACAUCAAUGGGAAUUAAACUAGUUUUUGUCAUGGAAGGAGAAGCUCCCAAGUUGAAAGCAGACACUAUGAGCAAGAGGAAUGAGAUGCGCUAUGGACCUUCAAAGAAAGUUGGAGCUGCAAGAACCGGGAGAUCUUUAUUUAAAGCAAUUUUAAAAGAGUGUCUUGAACUGCUGGAGUGUUUAGGUGUCCCUUGGGUUCAAGCAGUCGGGGAAGCAGAGGCAAUGUGUGCCUACCUGAAUGCAAAAGGACACGUUGAUGGCUGCAUUACCAAUGAUGGAGAUGUCUUCUUGUAUGGAGCUCAAACAGUUUAUAGGAACUUUGCCAUGAAUGCUAAGGAUCCAGUUCUUGACUGUUACACAAUGUCCUCUAUUAAGGAGAAGCUUGGUUGUGACAGAGAGUCUUUGAUUGGGCUAGCUGUUCUUCUGGGUUGUGAUUAUCUUCCAAAGGGCGUUCCAGGAGUUGGUAAAGAACAAGCUUUAAAGUUAAUUGAGACUUUGAGAGGUCAAAACUUAUUGCAAAGGUUUGAGCAAUGGAAAGAACAAUUCCAGUACGGUAAUAAUCCACCUUUGGUUGUUAAAAGGGUAACUCACUGUUCUGAGUGCCAUCAUCCAGGAUCUUACAAGGAACAUGAGCACAAUGGAUGUAAAUUCUGUGAAAGCACUAGAUCCUGCAAACCCAAUGACUCCAGAUACUGCUGUCCUUGUGAAUGGCAUCAGUUAGAGCGAAUGAAACAAGCAAGUGCAGUGGAGGACAAUAUCAGAAAAAAAGCUAACAGUUGUGAGGGCUUUCCAUUCUCUGAGGUUAUCCAAGAAUUUCUUGUAAACAAGAAUAAAUUGAUCAAGAUAAAAGAAUGCCAAAGGCCAAAUUUAUUGUCCUUUCAGAUCUUUGCUUCUGAGAAGAUGGAAUGGAACAAACAUUACGCUUGUAAGAAAUUGUUAGCGCUAUUGACACAUUAUGAUAUGAUGCAGAGAAAAUCUGGAAUCAUUGAUUCAAAACAACUGCAGGCAAUACGGAUAGUCAAGACACGUGUUAAAAGUGGAAUUCCUUGUUUUGAAAUUGAGUGGCAAAAGCCAGAGCAUUAUGUUGAUGCAGAAGAUGAGCCUGCGGAGUUGUUUGUAGUCACAGUAGAAGAGUCGUCUUUGUUUCAGGCUGCUUAUCCUGAUCUCGUUGCCCUUUAUCAAGUAGAAAAGUCAGACGUUAUGAAGAAGAAACAGAAAAACAGGAAAGACAGACCAAAAGAAAAGGAAUUACCGAAAGUUUAUGAUGAAGUUAGUGAUCUUCUGUCUCAAAUGAAUUUAAAAUCUAGAUGUGAAAUUCUUCCUGUGCAAGACUCCUCAUCGGAUAUAAAAACUCCUGCAGAAAAUCAGAUACACCAGAGGAGUACUGAGUCAAAAGAUCUAGUACUAGCUACAGCUUCCUGCAUAACGACUCUUCAGACACCAGCAUCAGCAGCUGCUCUUCCUCCAACUGCAUCGCCUUACUCGCUCUCACAGAGUAUGUUCGCUGACUCAUCUGUAUUGGCAGCACAACUUACUGAAAAUUCAAGGAUAUCAUCCCCUUCGUCUGUAAUAGCUGGUCUACAGCUGAGCAGUAUUGAUUGGGAAGCAACCUCCUUCAGCACUUCGUCAGCCCGUGGGGGUGAUACCCAUGAUCCAGCAGCUGAGUUAACCACAUACAUAAAAGACUCACAUGCACUGGGUCAUGAAACAGUAAGAAACAGCUCGGAAUAUUCUGAUGCUGCGCAGUCUGAUCAACAUCAUUCUGUAAUUGAUUUGAUUUCUGAUGAUGCUAUGGGUCAGAUUGAGAAGUGGUCUUUAAGUGAGCGCAUACUUAAGAAGACUUCCAUUCCAUCAAAGCCUUUGUUGUCUGAAGGUGUAAUGCAACUGGAGUCUUUGAAACAUUUUAAACAAACAAAAGAAACAUUGCAUCAUGAUAAAGAUUAUAUCUCUUCCUCAUGUCAGUUAAAUAAACUAGUGCAGGAAAGUAAAAAUGUGCUAUCAGAAGACUGUUCAAGGGAAUCCAGCGUACACAUUUAUCAACAUCAGUACAAAAAAGCUGACAGCCUGGAUGAAAUGAUGCAAAAAGACCGUAAUUUAAACAGUUCAACACCUCUAGCCCUCAGUGGUAAAACAACAGAGACUCUGCAUCCGGGGUGUGAAGUGCCUCCAGUGUCUCAAAAGCCAGCAGACAUUGUAACUGGCGGUCACAUUAAAAAAGCUUGUACUCAAACUACUUGGAAAAGUUCCUUUAAAAAGAGUGUGUGUCAGAACAGAUAUUCUUCUAGUGAAGACAGUGAUGAUGAUAAUAUGAACAAAAAACAGAUUUAUAAGCAGCAGAACAGUCAGCUGAACCCUGGUCAGUUUAAAAAACGUUUCACAAAGGAAAGGAGUGAUGCUGUUACUAGCAAAAGAACAAACAGUGACUCAGCCCUUUUAAUUAAAGAGGAGAAGAAAAAGAGCAAUUUAAAAAAAGCUGGUAAUAGUUUGUCAUUGCAAGUAUCUCCAAAACCAUCCUCUGUCGGGGAAGUUAAUUGUUUCCAAAGUCCAGAGCAACCGUUUGAGAGGUCAGGUUCUGGUCCCACGCAACGAGCGGAAAGUGCUGUUCCGGCUUUCGCAUGGGCAGACAGUCCCCUUCCGCUGUCUGAAAGACUAAAAAGAAGAAUCAACAUCAAUUAGGUUCUCCAUAAAAUUCUGAUGACAAUUAACUUUGAACCUUCUGCUCUUACAGAGUUUUCUUCUCAAAGCUUCUGCAGCGUGCUCUGUCAAUUUUAAGUAGCCAUAGUUUUGAUGAAUAAGAAGUGCUCUGAAAUACUGCAUACUGGUGCUAAAGUUCGAAACGAAAAUGGUAGCAAAAGUAACAAAUACCGCAUUAUAGGGAAGUGCCAGUUAUUCUGGACUUGAUUACGUUCUGAACUUGAUACAUAUGCAUCAGGAUAUCGUAUACAAGGGAGCAAGGGGGUUUAUUUACGAAAUGGGAAGGUUUUUUCACAGCCAAUUGUGAGGAUGUGUGCAGCUAUUAGUCCUUCUGCUUAUAAAACCAGACUUAUUAAAAUAGUGCCUGCGCUGCAGUUGGGUAUUCUUAGUCCGACAAAGUGAUACAGUUCUUUCCAGCUGAAAUUUUCCAUUCUGCUCCACUAACUUAAUUUUGCGAGUUUUAAAAUGGAUUUUCAGUUCCUGGGAUGCUGGUGGUGUUGAUUAUCUCUGAAGGACCAGAUAGAGGCACACAGCAGAUGUACCUUGCAGGGUAGCUAAAUUUGUAUCUGCCAUGCCCUAUAAUAAACUGUUCUUUGAGUGUGUGCAUCUUCCAAAAAAUGGAAUAAGCCACAUAAGGAUAUUCUGGGUUUAUAGCUGUCACAGCUAGUAUUUAAGGAAAUUUUGAUGGCUAUUUUAACCAAACAUUUGUAUUUUGGAGCGGUUUUUUUUUCCUUAAAAAUCUAUAUAAUAGAUAUAGAUAAUGCAGUCUGUAAUUAGCCAAAAUGGUAGUUUCUUGUUUUCCUCUGUGGGCAGAUGGAGAAAGUUUAUUUCCAAAUAAGAAAUGUGUUAUGGAAAGGAGCAGAAAAAAUCCAAAAUAUUGGAAACUUAUUUUCAGUUUUGAAGAUGGUCUGUCUCUUCUGGAGACUUGUAGCCACCCAUCUGAUGUGAGAGGUAUGAAUAGCUAGAAAAUUAGAAUUGCUAAGCAGAGUAAGAGUAGCAGUCACCUGGGGACCAUAAAUGGAGAGAUUCCUUAUGCAGUGGUCAGUAGCGGAGAGAUCAGACCAUUUUUUGUGGAAAAUUAUUUUUUUUUGGUUAUGUAUGAGUCUUUCCCUUGCUGCAGAUUUUUGAAUACUACGAGUUGUAAUCAAGAGUUUGAAUUUUCAUUAAUAAAAAGGCUAACGUCAUGUAAAUAACCUCACUUACGUUUGCUCACAGUGUAUGAGAAUGCUCUCUUUUUUUGAAGGAAUCAUACAAUUUCACCCACGGUGUGGGGGUUUUGUGUUUUAGGCUUUUGUUUAGAAUCAGGGGCAAGAGAGGCUUUUGGAAGGUUUUUUGUUUGUUUUCCAAAUCUGGCUGGGCCGACGGCUUUAAUGAAUGAUUCACUGAAAAUACUGUGCCAGAGUUAUGAUAAGUUCAUGUUUCAUGGAUGAUGGAAGCCAGAAAUAAGAUAUUAAGAACUGCAGAGGGGAAAAAAAAAAAAGAUACUAUGUUGCUGAUUUUUCGCUACAGAUAAAUCUGGUCUCACAGAUACAGUUCAAGCAUGAAAAGCAGAAAAAUUUCCAUUUUUUCAUUUGCACUGCAUCUUAAUUUUGUACAAGUUUUCUACCAGUACUUUAGAAGCAGCAAUAAAAGUGAAAACAACUGUAUAGGAUGCCCUCUCUCAUUGCAGCAAAUAAACACAAGAAUGUUUAUCAUUGGGGGUGACUGUUACUUGAAUUAAACUUGUUAUUUGUUACAGAAGGGAAAUUACAGUUUUUAAAGUGUUUUGAUUUCUCAUCUUUCUGCAAUUUACUCAGUAUAAGGAUUAGGGAUGAUUUUUCUUCUUUGGAAGUGUUUUUACUGUGCCAAAGCUGACUGUUUUGCAACCUCUCGCACUCGUGGAGAAAAUGUUUAAAUAAAUUGUGUGGGUGUAACAGAUAACUUUCUUCUGCGGGAAAUACUCCUACAGGGUUAUGUUAGACUGGCUGUAAGUGUAAGUGAAUGUGAUGCAUCAGCCUGAUGACCCUGACUAUAUUUUCAUUUAUCAUCUAUCCUAGUCAGCCCAAAGAGGCUG